Messenger RNA from Cantharellus anzutake, 597 nucleotides. RefSeq lists its product as uncharacterized. The transcript has a single exon. The record is from RefSeq and is a predicted model, not a curated record. The annotation marks the transcript as partial. NCBI's taxonomy places the organism in Eukaryota, Fungi, Basidiomycota, Agaricomycetes, Cantharellales, Hydnaceae.
UGUUUUGCGUGCGAGGUUGAAGGGCCUGACCAAGAUGUUCUGAGUAACAUCAAUUCAUGCCCUCGAUGUCACGCGAUCUUUGAAACGCCACCCAGGCUGCUGGCACAUGUUGCGGCCCACGUCUUAUAUGACCCUUUUGUCAACAGGGAGGAUGAACCUUGUGGCCUCUGUCUGUCACCAAGCCCAUUGUGCUGGAUCGUCUUGAGGAAGAAUAAGGAAUCUUUCACCAUUGAUUAUCCGAAUUCAACCUGUGUAAGACUCGUAAAAUUCUCCUAUGCUGCUGCCAGUCAACCAUCGCCCUCAAAUCCAUGUGCUAAUGUCCCAGUCAAAUGCCCUCGGUGUCCCAAGGGGGCUAACUCGGUGUGGAAGUAUAAUAUGACGGCCCACUAUGCCAAGAAACACUCACCUUUACCACCUCCACCCGAGUUUCAAAUCUCAGAUUUUGAGCUGGAAGGACUGAAGAUGAUCUGGAAUGGCCGACAGGUAGCAAACCGAGCAGAAACUAGGAGAAGGAGAUUUGUAGCGGCGAAGUUGGACAUCUCUGACGCCCACAGCUCCCGCCUUUCCCUUCGGUAUGUCUCACAUUAUAUUUUAUAA